AUGACGUUCCGUGAAAAAGUCAAAAAAGCCUUCCGACGCAAUUCAGACAAGGACAAGAACAACGGCAAGCCAAAGAUCGAAUACUACCGUCGAGGGGAAUGUCCGCGCUCCAAGUAUCGUGGGCCUGUUGAUCCGGAACAUAGACGAAAGUUGUACGAUUGGAACUUCGAGGCGGCCACUGCUGAUCGGCCGCGUUCUUUCGAGCUAGAUCUAUCGCCCUGUACGAGUCUGCCGGAUCGACCUCAUGAGAGUGAGAGUGAUGAAUCCACGCUGGAUGACGUGUCGGAAUCUGAACCGGAAGUAGUCCGGGCACAACAGAUUCAGAUUAUCGGUUCAGAUUCGAUUACCCUUACGCAUCACUCAGUAGCGCUCUCGGGAUCAUUCGAUACCAACUCUGAUCAAUCCACGGCCGUCGGCUCCAGUUGCUAUUCGUCUUCAUUAACAUUAAAAGAAAGCUGGGACUGGCCUGUGACCAAGCGAGAUGCGCUUGGUUCUUUGAAGGAUACAUUUACGUGGAUGGAUCCUAUACCUCGUCGUAUAUCGGCACCGGAAAAGCGUCUGCCGUUUGAUCCGAGCGAAUUGACCAUAGCAUUGAAUGCCGUUAGCAUUGUGUCGUAA
This is a messenger RNA of Talaromyces stipitatus ATCC 10500, 618 nucleotides long. RefSeq lists its product as uncharacterized. The coding region runs from base 1 to 618 and encodes 205 amino acids. The transcript has 2 exons. NCBI's taxonomy places the organism in Eukaryota, Fungi, Ascomycota, Eurotiomycetes, Eurotiales, Trichocomaceae. The record is from RefSeq and is a predicted model, not a curated record.